GUCGGGCCGAGCCGCCUCGGGAGCUGCUGCCGGAGCCGGCGCCCGCCAUGGGCGUGGGCUAUGGGGGGAUGCGCUGCAUCAAGAUCCUGCUCUUCAUCUUCAACCUGACCUUCUGGCUGGCGGGACUGGCUGUCAUUGCCUUCGGGCUCUGGCUGCGGUUUGGUGGCCCCAUGGCGGAGUUCGCUACAGACAAAAAGUCCCCAGAACUUUUCUUCAUGGGACUCUAUGUACUGGUGGGAGCAGGGGCCAUCAUGUCAGCAGUUGGAUUUUUCGGGUGCUGUGGAGCAGCACGGGAGUCCCAGUGCUUAAUUGGAACAUUCUUUGCUUGCCUGUUGGUGAUAUUUGCAGGUGAGGUCACUGCUGGAGUAUUUGCCUUCAUAGGCAAGAAAGUGGCAAUACAGGAAGCCCAGAAAAUCUAUGAAGAUGCUUAUGAGGACUACAUGAAAAACCCAGUGGGGAAGGUCAACAGUACCAUCUAUCGCUACCAUGUGGCUCUCCAGUGCUGUGGUAAAGGUAAUGUGGAACAAACAGGAUUACCCUGUCCAGAGAACAUCCAGCUGCCAAAGAACUGCCUGGUUGAAAUUCAGAAUGUAAUUGAUACUCAUCUGCACUUAGUUGGAAUUGUUGGAAUUGCAAUUGCUAGCAUCACAAUCUUUGGCAUGAUAUUCAGCAUGGUUCUGUGCUGUACGAUCCGUAACAUGAGAGAAAUGAUCUAAAACUGUCACUGCACAACUGUGCCCCAGGAGUUCCAGACUAAGCUUACAAGAAGUGCUCUUCUACCCAAUUAUUUAAUAAUUGUAAUGCAUUUUAAUCAGUGUUUUAACAUACUGAGAGGAAAAUAUCCCAUUAGGUGAUCAGGUGAAUUGUAUUAGUUACAAUUAGUUACAGUAAAGCUGAAGUGAAAAAAAAAAAAGGGUUUAAAAUGUCCUUUUUAAUGGAAAAAAAAAAGCACAGGUGCAUCUAAGACUAAUUUGAAUUUUAAUGUUUGUAUAUGUGCAGUUAAGAGUUUACACAUGUAUAGAUUUUGUGUAAGCACACGCAUCUUUCUCCUUACAAACACAUCUGGAUGUGAGCAGGUCCCUGGAUGUGCAGUACCUGUCUAGGUAAAUACCUGCAGAUGGAACACAUUGGGUGUGCAUCCAGAGUGUCCCCAUGCAGGAUGUGCACAUCCCACAGGGACACAGAGCUCGGAACCCUCUCACACCGAGUCCAUUUGCCAAGAAUUAGCAGAGGGACAUAUGCCAUUGUAAAAAGUAAGACCUAUGAUCCAUUUUGUGACUUUAUUUUCCAAAACCCGGAGUAGAACUAAUAAUAUUAGUCUUUAUUUUAAAAAAUAAUUAAUGCCUAAGGGCCUGCUCCAGCGAAGAUGAAUUCAUGUGAGUAGACCCACUGACUUCACUGUCAUGCAGAGACUGGGUAUUUCUUUUUUGUAGGACUGGACCCUUCAUGCAAAUGCAGAAAGCUCUGGGGGAGAAAACACGUCCAAGGAGAUCCAGGCUAAAGGAAGAGGGGGAAAGAGGUGGGAAGCUGGCAAGACCAGGCAGUCAUUUGGGACCAACUGCAGUGGAAAGUGUGCUUAAGCUUCCCAAGCUAGGCUGAGAUACACCAAAAACCCCAACUGCGAGUUCAAGGGGCCACUAAAAUCCACAUUCAGCAGCCCCUUUGUCCCAAAAGCCUCACUGUGGCUACAAACUGGUGCAGGAGUGGAGCCUAGGUCCAGAAAAGCAGCCCCUUUGUCAGAUCUCUGGAGAAUCUAACUGGCCUGUGGAAGCCAAACAAAGAGUGAAAGUGGUCAGAAAAAGACACACAGCACUUUAAUAUCCUCAGUUUCUGCUUCUGUGACUAUCACAGCUUCCACGGGGUUCUUACCUCAACCUCUCGCCCUUUCCUGGGGGCAGAAGGCAGGAAAGGAAAGAUGGGACAUUUUUACAGAGCCAUGAAGUAAGUUUUUUUACUGGCACCUUUAGAUUGCAUGUCAGGUAUAAAAAUUACACUGUGUGCUUGAAAUACCUCAGGGCUUGCGUUUACAUAGUUUGUUUCUAUAUUUUAAUUUUUCUAUUUGUUGUAUUUAUUCG
Messenger RNA from Pseudopodoces humilis (Tibetan ground-tit), 2075 nucleotides. It is a transcript of the gene TSPAN2, whose product is annotated as tetraspanin 2. NCBI's taxonomy places the organism in Eukaryota, Metazoa, Chordata, Aves, Passeriformes, Paridae. The record is from RefSeq and is a predicted model, not a curated record. Gene Ontology annotation, cellular component: plasma membrane.